AUGCAAGUUAUACCAUUGAUACUGUUCGUUACUAUUCUUAUUUUAAAAGUCAGAAAUUCAGUUCAACAAAGAUGUAAUGAAAUACUGUCAGGAAAAGAUUAUCCAGGUUGGGAUAUACCAUCAUAUAGUCCUUUAUCUGGUUUACAAACAGCUGAAGCAUGCCGACAGAAAUGUGAGCAAACAAAUGAUUGUUACACGUGGGCAUUUCGUUCUACUGAUCGGGCAUGUUUUUUAAAGUAUCCAAUGAGUAGUUCACCUGUUGACAAUAGUAUAAUAACUAGUGGUAAAUGUUCUCCUCCAUCAGCACCAAAGAGAUGUACUGAACGGUUACAUAAUAAAAAUCAAAUAUUUGGUGAUAUUGCAUCUUAUAAUCCAAUUCGUAAUUUACAGCUUGAAGAAUGUAUUGAUAAAUGUAAUAAUUUACCACAGUGUUCAAAAUGGACAUGGAAUAAAAAUAAUCAUGAUUGUUGGUUGAAAACAGUAGAAGCAUAUGCACUAAAUGAUGAUAAUUCAUGUGUUAGUGGUAGUUGUGCUAAAUUUUUCGAAACUCUCGUCGGUAAAGAUUAUGUUGGCUAUGAUAUCGCACCAUUUAAUCCAAUACCUAAUGUACAAACAUUAUAUGAUUGUAUUUUUACGAAAUGUGAUAAAACUCCAGGUUGUUUUGCUUAUAGUUAUAGGCCAAAUACAAAAGAUUGUUAUUUAAAAGGCGUGACAAAUGGUAUUGCAAAUGAUGAUAAUGGUGUAAUUACUGGCCAAGUGUUGACACCUAUAGUUCAAAUACCGAAUGGAAUACGUUGUAAAACAUUAAUGAUGGGACAAGAUUAUUGGGGUGGUGAUGCAAAAAUAUAUUAUAAUGUACCACAGAUUUUUGAUUGUAUGGCAAAAUGUGAACAGUCACUUGAUGCGGUUAAAUGUACCUAUAUUCCAGCAACUCGUGAAUGCUUUAUUAAAACGGCUGAUACUCAACCAAUGAGUCAGAAAACUGGUAUUUAUUCAAGUUUCUGUGGUCAGUCGACUUGUAGAUGGACACCAUGUCAUUCAUUAUUGGAUGAUUUAAAAACUUGUGCAUGGCAACUAUGCGAGAGUUUGGCCAAAACUGAAUAUUGUUGUAAUGAUUGUACAUAUAUUGCACGUCAUGAAAAUAAUUGGGGAAAAUGUCAUUCAAUACUCGAUGGUUCAAUAUGUCCACCAGACUUAAAGACUUGUAAAUGGAAAUCUUGUGAUACGUUCAAUAAACAAGAAUAUUGUGCCAAUGAUUGUGCAGAAAAAAUCAGUCGUUGUUAUUGGUCACAAUGUCGUGGGAAAUUGGAUUUUUCAUCAGCUUGUCCAAAUGGAAUGGGUGCAAGUGAACAGACAAUGGCAAUUACUGACAUGCACGAUUGUACUAUUUUGCCUGGUAUUGUUGCACCAUCAAUUCCAGUAAAAGAUCACUGUUGGGCUGAUGGUUUAAUUGGUGAUGAACAAGAAUCAAAAGAAAACAAAUGUUUUGGACACGGUAGUAAGAGCGACCGUGAAAAAAUAUGUCCGACAGAUAUGUUUACAUGUUAUCACGACUAUGAUCGAUUUUGUUGUACAAACUCAUGUUAA
Rotaria sordida is the source of this 1587-nucleotide messenger RNA. The record is from the annotation of a GenBank genome assembly. NCBI's taxonomy places the organism in Eukaryota, Metazoa, Rotifera, Eurotatoria, Philodinida, Philodinidae.